ACCUCUGUUUCAGUCAAUCACAUUAACCCAUUCCAACAGCUGUAACCAUGUCGAAGCUCACUUUAGACCUCAGCCUGGCUUCUAGCAGCAACAGAGGAGCGGUAAUUUUAAAGCCUAACGUGGAAAACAAUCCACCCCAGUCACUCAUUUUUUACAUCCCCAGAAACGGUGAUACAUGGACAACCUGUUUUACAAGGUUGUCCAUGUGUCCAAACAGAAUACGUUCCUACUAUAAGUAUCCCUUGCAGUAGGAAAAGCAGGAACUUCAGACUCGUAUGUGAAAGCACCAUGGCUACAAAUGGGGCGUGUGAGAUGACUCUGGAGACUACAAGAGAAAUGUUUACAGAACUGUGGCAGGAACAAAGAGCCUGGAGUCAUUGCCAGUAGCUACUCAGACAGCAAAUAUUUUCUUCUCUGCGAAAAGUGGGAGUCUGUCUACAUCUUUAUUUGAAGAAAAAGCUUCCAGAUUUUCUCAAGAUCUCUUCAUCCAUGACAAACGUGUCUCAGAGAAUGGAGACAGAGGAGGACCUCCUCACUUUACUCCACAUCAAGUUUUACCACCCACAGCAACACUGUAAAGGUUUUUAUGGCUUGCUUCCCUUGGGGACCAGGAGCAGACACUCUGCCGAUGAUCCUCUCAGGCUGGGCCGCGACGCCCAGGCCUGCACCUACUCCUUGGCUGACCCCAAGGUGUCCCGCAAACAGCUGGCCCUAAGCGCCUAUUGUACACCCCAGAGCCCGGACAUGCUGUUCUCCAUCCAGAACCUGAGCCAGAGAGGGCAACUGUCAGUGAAUGGAUCGUCGCUGGGUUACCUGGAGAGAAUGGACCUUCCAGACAAGGCUCUGAUCCGGUUCUUAGAGUAUGAGAUGCUCAUCGUUCGGGAGUCUGGAGAGGCAAAGACCAGUUUUGAGGUGGACAUGGAGGUGCUGACAGUGCCUCCCUCCAGGGAGACAUGCACCUGUGUGCCUGGAAGGGCACCAGUCAUGGACACGGGUAUGGUGGACCAAAACACAGCCUGGCCUGAAGAGACUGAAGAGACUCUCAUCUGUUAUUCUAACUGAAAAUUACCAACAAACCGAUAUGGACUUUUUAAACAGCAUGGUAUGUCUGGGAUGAUAUUCACUUUUUCUACUUGUAUUGUAUUGAGCCAUAUGUCAUGAAUAUAAGAGUUAAAAAUGUAGCAGAUUAAACUCUUCCAGUUUCCAUAAAAUAUUACCUACAUC
Poecilia latipinna (sailfin molly) is the source of this 1224-nucleotide messenger RNA. RefSeq names its product TRAF-interacting protein with FHA domain-containing protein A-like. The record is from RefSeq and is a predicted model, not a curated record. NCBI's taxonomy places the organism in Eukaryota, Metazoa, Chordata, Actinopteri, Cyprinodontiformes, Poeciliidae. Bases 490 to 1062 code for a protein of 190 amino acids. Gene Ontology annotation, biological process: positive regulation of canonical NF-kappaB signal transduction. The transcript is spliced from 3 exons. Gene Ontology annotation, molecular function: protein binding.